Messenger RNA from Mixia osmundae IAM 14324, 470 nucleotides. RefSeq lists its product as uncharacterized. Lineage: Eukaryota; Fungi; Basidiomycota; Mixiomycetes; Mixiales; Mixiaceae. The transcript is spliced from 2 exons. The record is from RefSeq and is a predicted model, not a curated record. The coding region runs from base 232 to 465 and encodes 77 amino acids.
ACGGCUUGAGCUUGUGAGCAAGGCGCUUGUGUGCCUCUAGCUGACCCGAGGCUGCCUGCUGUAUCAAGCUGAGGACGUCGUGAUAUGCCAUCAAGCAUCAAGUAUCAAGCUCUGGUUUGAACCGGAACCGUUGGUCCCAGGAAAUCCCAAUGCCUCAUUUCGCAGCUCAGGGGCUCGUACUAAUCGCUCGACCUCACGUCGGUUCAGCAGGAUACUUUAUCGCAUUUCAUGAUGGACAGGGCAACCUCGCUCAUUUUCGCGGAUUCCAAAGGCAAGAUAGUAGACGACAUGGUGCGAACGGCUCCUUGGUAUCUCGAGGGCGAGGACGAAGCACGAGAAGCUGUUGCCGCCAUCUGGGACCGCGGCCACUACCACAGCACGAUGGCACAGCAGCCCUUGCCACGCUUAAAAGCUCAUGUAGCUCAUCUGCUAGUCUCACUAUGCAGUAUUAAGUAUGAUCCCUGAGGAUG